UAGAGUGACGUCAGCUCCUCGUCAGCCAGCUGAACCACGAGUAGGAAAGCGAGGGCAGAACGCGCAGAUUUUCUAGAUACAUCUAUGCCACUCGGUACACAAGUUUUUCAUGAGUUUUUUUCCUGGUCUUUUGGCUAGUCACAACAUUCGAACCAAGAGCUCUCCAAUUAAAUGGCAAAGUUGUCUGCAGUUUUUACUGUGCUUUUAUUUAUUUUGUUUGUCUUGGCUGUGGUUGACAGCAGACCAUCAAAAAGGUCUUCUUGGAAAAAAGACAAAGAAAGGAACAGAGGCAAGCAGAGAGACAGACCUGAGAAGGCAAGAGAACGCAGUUCAACAGGCAGAAAAGGUCAUGGAAAAUCUAAGAAUCCAUUUCACAGUAUCUUAACAUCAUUUCACGACCUCGAUCCAUUCUCUUACUUUAACUUCCGAUGGAAUAUUGAAUCAAGAGAUGACCCUUGGUGGGAAGGCCCUAAUGUUUGUGAAAAUGAGAUUAGAGAGGUAGACAACAGCACAGAGACCCAGGACAUGGUCAGACAUUUCAGCACAAACUUCCAGUCCUGUGAUGAGUCUGAAACAGCUUACAAGUGUAAGAUGGUUCAAGUGGAUAGAACUGGACGUAAAGUUUAUACCCUGAUUUAUGAGUGUUGCCAUGGCUACAGUCGACAAGCUGAGGAUUACGGAUGUCCUAAUGCUGUCUCUGAUCUCAAUUUGAUUGAAAAAGCUGAAGAGUUAGGACUGACUGAUUUUGUCAAAGCUGUGAAGACACUGAAACUGACAGAGGAUCUUCAGACUAAUAACUAUACUGUAUUCAUACCUCAGAAUGGAGCUUUUAGUCUGGAUGGUGAUUUGAUGGAUUCUGGAGCUGGAAUCAUUUUGAAAGAUGCUCCAGCUAUGAUAGCUGUUUCAGAGCCAGCAGUGGACAAAGCAUUAAAAAGUCUUCAAAAUGUCUUGCUGAGCCACAUGGUGGAUGGACUACGAAGGUCAAGUAGCAUGGAGGAUGAGCAGUUGCUAGUGACUGGCAAUCCUGAAGGGGCAACCAUAAGAAUCAAUCAUUUCUACAAACCUGAAAAGUUAAUGACAGCUAACUGUGUCCCCAUUACUGCCAGUGACAUUCUGGCUACAAAUGGUGUUAUUCACACUGUCACUAAAGUUUUAAAGCCUGUGAUGGAAUCCUUACUUGAUAUUAUCAAAUCAAGUCCUGAACUCAGCACUUUGAAAACAAUAUUAGCCAGUGCAAACUAUGUGUCUAAGCUUGAUGAAGAUGGUCAGAUGACACUCUUGGCUCCAACUAAUGCUGCAUUUAACAAAAUGACCUCAUCUUUGAGAGAAAGACUGUUGGCCGGAGAUGUGAAAUGCUUAGAAAAGGUUCUUCAAAAUCACUUGUUACCUAAUGUCAUCUGUGCUCAAGCAGUCAAGAGUGAAGCUAGGACUAUCAACAACCUCCGCAAGUAUGUCAAUGUAACCAGAACCCAAGACAACAAGUUCUUUGUUGGUAAAGCUCAGGUGAUUCAAGCUGAUGUCAUGGCUACUAAUGGUGUACUGCACAUUAUAGAUGAAGUACUGGUUCCAGAUGAAGCUCUCAGUGUUUUGGACAUUCUUGAGAAACAAGGCCUCACAGAAAUGUUAAGCCUUAUAAAAAAAUCUGACCUUCAGAAAACUCUCACAACCAUCAAGAAUUUUACAAUUUUUGCUCCAACCAAUGAAGCUAUUCAGGCUCUUUAUGCUGAUGUAAAAACUAAAAUGAGUGAGAACCAAGACUUUCUGAACUCUGUCUUGAGUUAUCACAUUACACCUGGUGUCAGAGAGUGCAGACAUCUCCACAACAAUGAGUUAGUAACUUCAUUAGAUAAUAAGCAAGUGAGAGUCAAUAGUUUUCAACAGUUUUCAUCCUUCAGUCAAGGAGUGAAAACAGUUCAAUGUGCCCCCAUAAAGAAGAUGAAUAUUGAUGCUUGUAAUGGACGUAUCAAUGUUAUUGGAUCAGUGAUGUUGCCCCCUAUUGGCAAUGUUCUAGAUGUACUUGCCCAAGAUAAGAAAUUUUCCACCUUUGUUUCUCUUAUUAAGAAAACUGACUUAGCUGAUUCUUUGCAAGAAGAUGGACCUAUGACCAUACUUGCCCCUAAUAAUAAGGCUUUUGAAAAACUUGAUGAGAAGACUCGCAAGAAAAUUGAAACAAAUCCAGAGCAGCUUGAAACUUUUGUUAAACAUCACAUUUUCCAAGAUAAUCUUUGCUGUGCUGGCAUUUUUGCUAGAUAUGGCUUUCAUCAACCUCACAUAGUGACUUUGGCAGAAGACCGCUUAAAGUUGUCUCGCACACAUGAUGGGAUACCCAAAGUUGGUCAUGCACAUGUGAUAACGUGCGACCAAACAGCAACCAAUGGAAAUGUAUUUGAAAUUGAUCAAGUUUUACUGCAGGAACCACACAGAAACAGAUGGAGAAUUAAUCCUUUUGCUGACUGGGAAGAUUGGGAUGACUGGGAUAUGAAUAAUUUUUUGGACCUAUCAUUGUACUAAUUGUAUCCAAAACUAUGAUCUAUUUUUUGGUACUAUUUUUUUAGUUAAUUUCUCAUUGCAGAAACUCAAAACAUUUGAAUCAUAAAAUUAAAUGUGGAAGACUAAAGCUGCUAAUAAUAGUUGACAUUUUUUGGGACGGAUGUUAUUUUUCGUGUCACUUUCUGACAUUAUAAACCUUAAAAUGACUUUGACAUUCUUUGAUGUACAUAAUAUGUUAUUUUUUAACCCCCUUGUAUUUUUUUUUAAAUUUAUAUGUAAGCUAGUGUGUUAUAUAAAAAAUUAAAUUGAUUGCAUAAUAAAGACUAUUAGUUCAGUUAAUGAUAAGAAUGUUUUCCAUAUAACAGAAUUUAGUUUGUUAGCUGAUGCAUGAACUUGAUAAGCUAUUGACAAGUUGCAAUUUUUUUUUAACUAGCUUGUUGUAUUUAAUGUAAUCUCUCAGAAAUUAGAAAUUUAAGUCUGUUAUUGUAAAAAAAAAAAUGCCAUUUUUACAUUGAAAAUUUUACUUUUUAUUACUGCUUUUAUUUUGCUGGCUAUGAUAUUAUUAUUUUUUUUUUGGAAAAUAAAUAAAUAUAAAUACAUUUCUUA
Molecule: messenger RNA, 3096 nt
Organism: Biomphalaria glabrata
Lineage: Eukaryota; Metazoa; Mollusca; Gastropoda; Planorbidae
Product: transforming growth factor-beta-induced protein ig-h3-like
Exons: 16
Coding region: 172-2511 (779 amino acids)
Biological process (GO): cell adhesion; extracellular matrix organization
Cellular component (GO): extracellular matrix
Molecular function (GO): cell adhesion molecule binding
Source: RefSeq, a predicted model, not a curated record